Molecule: messenger RNA, 9450 nt
Organism: Trichoderma reesei QM6a
Lineage: Eukaryota; Fungi; Ascomycota; Sordariomycetes; Hypocreales; Hypocreaceae
Exons: 5
Coding region: 1-9450 (3149 amino acids)
Source: RefSeq, a predicted model, not a curated record
AUGGCGUCGAUACGGUCCAUCAUCGAGCAUGCCGUGCUCCCUCCCAAGAUACCAGGGGCAAAGGAAGACAACUACGACGCCAUGUCGAGCGAGUUUCUCAACAGACUCGAGGCAGCGUGUGAGAGGGUGAAAGGUCUAGCGAGUUCGCCGUUCGCAGAUGCCUUUCACUCCUUGAGCGAAUCACUCCGAGCAUGCAGAGCUCUGAACCAAGAAGGACUUGAUAGAGUAACACUACUGGAGCAUUUUCGCACACUUGGAACAAACGACGUUCUCAUUUGUCACGUCGUCGAACAAAACGCUGCGAUCCUCAUCCGACGUGAGAUCGACCACAAACAAGAAUUUGUCGUCUUUGAGUCUUUCGAAACCUCGCCAACCACUGAACAUGUGUUGGCCGCGGAUAAUGCACUCGUCUGGGACUUCCCAGGCCGUGCUGUCCGUUUGAGCGCUGCGGAGUUCAGUGAUGAGGAGCUGCAAAAGAACGUUGCUGAGUUUCUCGAGAAAGCGAGCAGAGAAGCCAUCCACACCGUACAAGCCCAAGCAAGAAAAGCUCAAGUGUCAGUUGUCGAGGCUCGAGAUACUGCUGAUCCGGCUGUGAUAACCCAGCUGUUCAUGAUCGUCCUCGAAGGUAUUGGCGAGUCCGUCAAUGUCCCUAAGCUGAGAAAGAGGGUCAGAGACGAUGUUAACUUCGCGCCAAAUGCUAUACUACCAUGGAGACGACUUCCCUUCUGGCUGGUGUUGCGGGUGGCGACUCAAAGGCAUCUUCACCUUUCCCUUGGCAAAUCGGGGAGAGCAAGCUACAAAUUGUUGAUGUGUGUCUUCUUUUCUCGGCUGCUUCAAGAUGCUUCGGCUGAGCUUUCUCGGCUGAAAAAUCUUGAACCUGAUUUGGUCAUCACACUUCAAGUCAAGCUGUGUCGUCGCAUGGCAAAAGCUGAGAAACAAAAGGCCGGAUUAUCGUCGAGAUACAAGGAGAGUUUCGAAAAUGUCUUCGACAAUAUCGUCCCAGGCAUUGAGGAUUCAAUUCAACAAGCAACCAAAACCGUCCAAAGCCUAUGGGAGAACUUCAAGUCGAAGACGAAAAGACGUAUUCGGGCGCUUCCCGCACAAGCUUCGGAAGACUCCCUCCGAUUAUCACUUCUCAAUAGUGGUAGCCAUCUUAAGAAGCUCUUGGAAAACUACAAAAGCAUUGGACCGGUCUCUGGCACGACUUCUCUGCGUCUUCCCAGUUCCUUGGAUAGACCAAUGCAAGAGAAAAUCGACUUCAAUCAGAGGAUAUAUGCCUUGGAUCAGCUAGAGAUGGGCGUCGAGAAGGAUGUACGAACGAAGCCGACUAGUGAGCGAGAGGCGAAAGAGUUCUGCCAAACGCUUGCGAGAGACAUUCACAACGUGUUCAGCCAAGUAGGCAGUCUCUAUGACGGCGACCCCUUACAACAGAGCAUCAAGAUUCUCACGAUAUUUGAACUCUGGGUACGAAUGGAUGAGUGCGCGAUUGGCGUCUGUCCACUCCUGCGUGGAUAUUGCCCUAUUUUCACACCCGAGCUCUUGGAUGCGCUUCAACUGCCUACUCUGGCUGGCAUGAGCCGACUACAGACCGUCCAACUGUAUAUCGCUACGCGACAGAAAGAUGCCAAGCACGCACAUAUUCUUCGCCCUCUGGCAGCUGACGCCUUUUCCUGUCAGUAUGUUCGCCAAUCAGAAGAAAUGAGGCGGCUGAUGGGUCGCAUCCAAGCCUGUUCAGACGCCGACCGGGCGUCUAAAGAGGCAGCGUGGAAACAAGAGACAAACCAAUACAAAGACUACACUGAGAAGAUUAACAGUUUGAGUUGUCUCUGCACAUGGAAUGGCGGCGUUCGCAAUGUCUCGCAGUGCAAACGAUGCUUAUACUACAGGCGGCGAAAACGCCUAGAGGUCAAAGUUCACGAGGAUUUUCUUCCGGAGGAUGAACUCAAACGACAGUCCAUCGUUUUCGAGUUGGCUAUCCCAUCAUUCUUGUCUGCCUAUCGCAACGCUACAUGGGUGAUUGUUAGAGAUUUGGCACACCCUCAUCGACAGCCCUCGGCUUCGCCUCGAACGAGACUUGAGAAAUGCCCUCCGCUACAACACCACAUGACGGCAAACACCAGCUGCGUGACGUUUGCGUCAGCCAAAAAAUGCUUUACUGAAACGCAUUAUAGUUUCAACAGUGGAUUGGUUCCCUUGGCCAAGAUUCUCUUGCCAUUUGCUGCGGACUUUGAUCUAUAUGAUUCUGAAGCUCGACUCUGGGUGGCAGAUCUCAACAAGCCGUUGACUUUACAUCAUCUGUGCGGCGUGCACAUUCCGUCUGGGCUCUCUAGUACCGUGAUGAGACCUCAAAGCCACCCAGCGCCGGAUGUCGAUGGUCCAUCGUCUUACGAGACUCAAGCCAACAUGACGAGACGUCCUCCUCAUUUGUCGGCGGCCGAAUUUUCCGCUUACCAGAAACUGAUGUCGGGCAAAUCACGCCGGUGGAUCAAUAUUCUUGUUGAGUUGGGGUCCUCAAAUCUCAACUUCAGCAACGAAGACACUGCUUUGAUGCUAUCCCAGCUGGCGUUCCAAGCUGGCCCUCGCUCAAGGGGGGUUCUCCGGUCUAUCCACGCAGUCAUGGAAGAACGGGAGUUUGUGACCAGCUUGGGGGACCAGAUCAAAAAUAAGCUAUCGUCUAUUUGCAGCAACUGGAGGGAAACGAAUUGUAUGGAAUUGCUGAUCAACUUGACUCUGCGGAUGUUCUCGCUGUUGCCUCAAGGCGAAAUGCGCGACCAGUCUAAACACCUACUUGACUCAGCUAGAGCAGCUAUUCUUGAAUGGAUUGCACAGCUACAGAUAGAAUCGAGAAAAGCGGAAGACGGAGCAGUGGCAGGUCGUCUCGCCAGGUUUGGCCUCAAAGCAGCAUUGCUUUGUCGUCGAACUUUUGCAACGCACCUUGAUACUGGAGCAAGUCUGACGUCUUUUGAACUUCUUGCUUGGGUCAAAGCCUCGGUGGCCCUUCAGGAGAACUUGACGACAGACAUCAACAAUAUGCCAAAGUUGUUGAAGAGUAUGAUGAUUCGAGACGCCAAGAUGGCUCAUCGCCUGGAGAACUUGCUCCACGUUGCCAUAGAAACCCACUAUGAAGUUCUUCAGGAUGCCCUUGGACUUACUGGGCAAAGUCCUCCUGAGGCAAAGGUUCACCAAAAGUCUCCUUGGACACAUCUUCCACGCCCAAAUUCGCAUUGGACGGUAUACCAAACCGAAUCAUAUGGAUGCUCGCAGAGUAGCCAAGUGUUUCACUUCAAUAUCCUGGAAGGACACUUUCUGGUCAACGGAAGACCGCGUGGUAGCCUCCCCCAGGAACUGCGCAACGAUCCAUCUGUUCGAGCCCUCUUUGGAGAUCGCAACCUAUUCGUCUACCCUUCGGCCGUCCCGGGUAUGACCCAUAGACUCGCAGAUCUGGUUGAGGGACAUGCUAUUCAUUUCGGCAAAUACAAGUCUCACAUUUCCAUACGAGCGAUUACAAGGGACGGGGACCAGCUUGACUUCAUCAACAGUUCGAUAUUUCGGAGUCCAGACUCUGAUUCUUUCGAUUUACCGGCGAGCCUCUUGGAAGACUGCACACACUGGUUGAAUUCAAUGACCGGGGUGAUCGAGGUGCGCCGACGGCCGUGGGUUCGACAGUGGCAGGAUUGGCACAUUGAUCUUCGAAGCCGCCGUGCAACUCGUGGCGAGAAUAUAAUACUCGUUGAUCCCAGAUCCUAUGAGUUCAGGCAAAUCUCUGAAGUCUUUGAGCAUUUUGAGCAGCCGGAAAACUUGACAGUCAUUCAAUCUCGAAGAGGAAAGCUAGCGGUUCAGCUUCAUCACCUCGACUUGUCAUUCCACGUCAACAAAGCCAGAUCACUUUACAGCCGUGAACUCAAGGCUUCCAUUGACUUCAACCAGGACGUCGGUACAUGGUAUGGGCUUGCCAGUAAGAUUGUGGUACGAGAUGUCAAGGAUAAGACCCGGAGGAGCAUCAUUAUACCCAUUGGAGAGCUGACUUGGAGCCGCAAUAAGCAUGGCAUACAUGUAUUUGUGGGAUUGAAGCGGACUGAAGGAUACUGUCGCUUCGAAAUUGAUGACAUCCUUGGCCGAUUGUCAUCGCCCCCAGAGCGUCGUUUGCUCGUUUUGAAAGCGUUAUGCCAUGCGGCCACGUCGUUCUGCUUGCCAGAUCCUCUAACAGGACGUACCGGUACGGAAGAAGCACUUCAGAUUCUUGGAUCGGGUGCCGCUCAGCCUUGGGACCCAUUAACCUCACCUGACAUGCAAACGCUGGCCAGACUCCUCCCUCGACGGGAGUACUAUCCUCAGGACAUAAAGCGUUUGCAGAGAGUAACAUGGGACCCCUCUCUGACGACAACCAUCCAGAAUGAUGCAUUUGAGCAAUUCGUCAGGUCCAUGGAGGGAAGAGCCACACUCCUGGCGAGAUUUUCCUCUGUCAAUGUGAAACCAGUGAGCUCCGUAGGGAAUCUAUCCCAGCUUCGCCAUCGAGCGCAAAUACGCCGCCAGCUUUAUGAACGACCAGUCCACGAUACAGCAACUUUGAAGCAAACUGAAUACACUUAUCCAGUUCGUGACAAGCGCACGACCCAAAGAAGCGAUAGAGUGUACCUAGUUGUCAAGCUUCUUCGCGCGCCAAACCUACUCUUGAACAUGAACAGCACGCUGGCGAAAGUCCUUGAGUCAUGGACUUCCAUCAACGGCUUCUGCUCCGGCGACUCUUCAUGGAGUAUACAGCCGCUUGCUAUUCAGGUCGAAGAGCCCAUCAGUUCACGCUGGGGAAGCCUGGUCAGCAUGUUCCGUAACACAGAGGAUGCUUUCUUGUGGGCUUUUCAACUGGGUCUAUUGGCUUUCAACCCUCGAGUUGAUAUGGACAUCUUGGUAUCUCUUGUAGGAUUCUGUCGCAUCAAGCAAAUCAGGCAACUGGAACCUCCGCUGCAUGCUACAUUCACGCACUUCAAGGACCGUGGUCCGCCUUCGGCCGACACUCUGGAGGCUUUAAUCUCCCAGGCCUUCGUCCCUUUGCAGAUUCCAAAGGGUAAGAAACAAAGCACUCAAAGUGAGAAAGAGACUCAUCAGGAACGGUGCAAAGAGCAAGGCAAAAUACUCGCGAAGCUCCUAUCAGAUCGGUGGCCCCAUCUUCCACCCGACGCUGGCUUUACUGGCAACUGGGAACCGACAGCCAUCAAUGUUCCUUUGGUUCUGAAGAAUAUCAAGCCGGAGUGGGAUCGCAGAUGCCAUAACGACCAGUUAUGGGCUUAUGUGAACAGGAUUGAUUCGAUUCUGCGUCAACACUCUGGGCGCCGGUUCGAGGAACGACCUCAACGAUGGAUUCAUAGUGUCCCCACAUCCUUUGGAAAGAAAGAUGAACGCACCAUUCCAUCUAUCUCACAAGGCCUCGUCACUAAGCCCUGUCCAAGGCUCGAACGAUUCAAGGUCAGAUCUCUUACCGAGCCAUUUGAGUCAACAAGCUCGCUGCCUGGAAAGGGGAACAGACAGGAGAGAUUGCCAGAAGAAGUCUUCGAACUGGAAGAUAUUCUCACCUCGUUUAGCCGCUCGUCGAAUGAUCUUCGUCGGAGCUAUGGCCAAGAUCUAUUGGGCAGCUUGGCGGCUUUCAAAACCAGCUAUCCCGAACCAUUUGAUGUCGCACGGCGAUCGAAUCCCUCCGCAGAAACUGUUGCGAAUGCAAUUAACGGUAUUCAAUCUAUGGGAGCUUCUUACCGGGAUUGUAUUCAGAAAUCCCUCUGGGCAGCCGACUUGAGCUCCAAGUGGCUUACCAUGGGUAACCUCUUGCCAUGCUCGACAACUGUCGAGAUGCUGGAGCUUUUGCGGUCAAAGGCCAAUCAUCAAUUCGGACCUGGAAUGAAAGAUGCACUCAUUCUCUAUGGCUGCGCAAUAGCAGAACUUCAGCGUCUGCGACGACUACGAACAGCGAUCCUACGAAGAGACCAACGUGGUGUAGAGGAAGAGCUGCGCAACGUUGGCCAUGAGAACUGGGAUCCCGCCGAGGAAAACCCAGACUGGUUGCUCCUGGAGCUGGACAGCAAUAUCCUCAUUCGUGCAGACCAGAUCAACGUUGCGCGAGCCACUCUUAAUCCAGCAUCGGGCGAAAACAGUCUGCUACAACUGAAUAUGGGUAGAGGGAAAACGUCGUGUAUCCUGCCCAUGGCAGCGGCUGUCGUGGCCAAUGGAACCAAUCUUUCUCGUCUUGUGGUUCCAAAGUCACUCAUCAUGCAGACUGCGCAGAUGAUGCAUGCAAGGCUGGGAGGCCUCGUUGGAAGAGCAAUACUUCAUAUACCAUUCUCACGGCAGACCCCAACAUCCGACGACGUCCUACAAGCAUACUGUGAGCUUCACAGAGAGGUUCAAAGUUCACAGGGCUUGAUCUUGACUAGUCAUGAACACAUACUCUCCUACAGAUUGUCCGGGCUACAGCGGCUCGCUGAUAACAAGUUGGCUGAAGCGGAGAAGAUGGUCAACUUCCAGACCUGGUUGGACGCGCACUGCCGUGAUUUGCUUGAUGAAUCCGAUUUCACUCUGUCUCCCAAGACUCAGCUAAACUACCCAAGCGGUGAAGAACUUCCGAUCGAUGGGCAUCCUUUCCGAUGGCAGGUUGCGCAAGGUCUGCUAGCUAUGGUUGCAGAGUACAUGCCACAGCUAGAAGCUGGCUUUCCGGGAAGCAUCGAAGUGGUUGGUCGUUCGUCUUGGUUCCCAUCUGUACAAUUUCUCAGAAGCGACGUUGAAGAUGAGCUUGAUCGGCUCAUAGUUGAAGAUACCGCGAGCGGCAAAGUUCCAUUCCUUCACAUGGACAAGGCGGUGCACAAGUCAGCGCAAAUAGCUAUCAAGCGAGUCCUCACUGAGGAGAGAUGUGAUAACGAUUUGCUUGAUAAAGCCAGUCAGGCUUUCACCCAGCCAAACAACGCGAGGACCAAGCUGCUAGUCAUCCGAGGCCUGAUUGUUCACAAGAUCCUGAUUCUUUGCCUUGGGAAAAGAUGGAAUGUUCAAUAUGGCCUGCAUCCGAACCGCCCUCCCGUCGCAGUUCCCUUCGCAGCCAAAGGUGUCCCAUCCGAGCUAUCAGAAUACGGCCAUCCAGAUGUUGCCAUUCUAUUAACAUGUUUGAGCUUUUAUUCUACUGGCCUAACAUUUGGUCAGUUCCGUGAAGGAUUGAAGCGCAUCCUGACCUCUGAAGAUGCGGCUUUAGAGUACGAGCGAUGGAUUUCCGAGUCCAACCUGCCUCCAGCAUUGGAGUCUUGGAAUCUGAUUAACUUGGAUGAUGAACUUCAGAUGCAGGUUCUUUGGCAGCAUUUGCGGAAGAAUCGAGUCGUGACAAAUCACUACAUGAACAACUUUGUAUUCCCAGAUCAUGCGAGACAAUUUGCUGUCAAGCUUCAGGCUUCAGCGUGGGACGUGCCGCUCAAGUCGUCAGACGCACUACCUGGUGCGCGGACGACGGGCUUCAGCGGCACCAACGACAACAAGUACAUGCUUCCCAUGACGAUUCAGCAAGAAGACCUUCCAGGCUUAGUUCAGACGAAUGCCGAGGUUCUUUCAUAUUUGUUGCAGUGCCGGAAUAGGGGAUACGCGGUGUUGACUGACCGCAAUAACCGGCGCCUCAGUGAAUUCGAAAUGCUCAAGAUGCUCCACCGCCGAGGGAUCAAGGUUCUGAUUGAUGCUGGCGCGUACAUUCUAGAGACAGGAAAUGGACACUUGGCUCGGAUGUGGUUUGACAUUGAUCCCUUGGCCCAGUCAGCUGUUUAUUUUCGCGACGACAACAGGGCCUGGGUGGCUUUUCGAGAUGCAGCAAAACCAGAGAUGCCGCUGUUGGCAACACGACUUGCCAACGAUCUCACCGACUGCUUCGUCUACUUUGAUGAGGCCCAUACGAGAGGCGUGGAUCUGAAGCUGCCGGAGGAUGCACGAGCAGCGCUGACUUUGGCUCUGAAGCAGACAAAAGAUAAUACCAUGCAAGCGGCCAUGCGGCUUCGACAGCUGGGAACAACACAGUCUGUAACAUUCUUUGCUCCUCCCGAGGUCGAUAUAAGCAUCAGAGACAUCCGAACAAGGAUCAAUACUUCCUCGACUAAGCAGGAGAUCCAGUCUCCCGACGUCAUCUUUUGGCUUCUUGAGCAAACAUGCUUGGCAAAUGAAGAUUUGCGGCCGCUCUUUUUGGCCCAGGGGAUGGAUUUUUGCAGGCGUGAGAGCGCAUUGUUACAGUUCCCAAAUUAUUUGACAUCAACGGCAUCCAGAUCCAAGCUGCUCAAGCUUCUACAAGAGCCUGAGCAUCAGACACUUGACCAACUUUACGGAGCUGUUUCGGGCAAUGCAUCUUUGCAAUCAGUUCAGCCACUCCAUUCUCGGAGACUCCAGAAGUUCGCUGAUAAGCUGAGCUCGUAUCAUGACACUGGUAUCGUGCGUGUUGAAACUUUGGGUGAGGUAGAGCAAGAGCGAGCCGUUGAGGUGCAGAUUGAGGCAGUCCGCGAGGUAGAGAAGCCUGUUCACUACCAAGCCCUCAAGUUUCCUGGGCUGAAGUCCAGCAUAUCGCGCUUCUUGAGAACCGGAGUUUUGGACACAAGUGAUGGCGAAACGAUCCAUGCUCUCGAUUACAUCGGCAGGACCAAGGUGGGUAGGAAAUUUGGCAUCCACAGCUCAGGGUCGAGACUCUUUGUUUCACCAGAGUUUUGUCGAAGUAUCGUGCUGCCCAAGUUGACUGAGACCGUUGAAGAUCGCUUCCUGCGCCCUGUAGAAUGGAUCCUAUGGAGUCCGUCCACCCAGACUGCCCUCGUCGUCAUUCCCGAAGAGGUCGAGCUGCUCAUUCCGGAGCUUCGAUCUUCCCCAGAGAAAGCAAAGAUACACUUGAUCGCCUACGCAGCUCCCGUUACCCGAGCUAUGGUCCCUUUCAAUGAGCUGCGAUAUUACUCUUUCCCGCCGAUUCCGGCACAUACGGCGUUUCCGACAUGGCUCAAGGUCGAGCUGGGCAUUCUAGCAGGCCGACUGUAUACAGACUACGAAGAGUGGAAGCUCACGGACGACUACAUCAGAAGGUCACAGGCCGGCAAGCUGACUAGUCCUGCAUUCCUCUUGGAGUGGGUAGGUGUUCGUUGCAGAGCACAUGACGUGCUUCACACGCCAAUCGGGUAUAUAUGCCUUGGAAGAGCAGCGACCGAGUCUCACCCAUUCUUUGUCAGAAGUGAGGCCACGGUCACUCCCCAGCUUCCGGCCGCCGCAGUCGACGAUGACAUCGAGACGCCAGAGAGUGAAGCAAUUGACGGAGAUGUGGCCGACGAGAUUGAGGGCGAAGACCGGGAGAGGAAGUUGCCUUUUGAUGAGUCGAGUGACGAGGAGUCGGGGGAUGAAGACCUGUCGGGAGAUUUCACCGAGGAAACUGAGAGUGAUGAUGACGAGAAAGAAUCGUCUGAUGAAGAAUGA